This is a messenger RNA of Aspergillus saccharolyticus JOP 1030-1, 935 nucleotides long. RefSeq lists its product as uncharacterized. The record is from RefSeq and is a predicted model, not a curated record. The transcript is spliced from 2 exons. The coding region runs from base 112 to 600 and encodes 162 amino acids. NCBI's taxonomy places the organism in Eukaryota, Fungi, Ascomycota, Eurotiomycetes, Eurotiales, Aspergillaceae.
UUUUCGUAUUCGGAUGAUGUAAUGGCCAAUGCAUACGAAGACAGGUGAUUUUACCCUGCUUGAGAUGGUCACUUCAAGACAUUUUCUGCCAGCCAUCCUCAUGCAUAAAAAAUGUACAGCUACCACAUCAUCACUAACCUCCACCACCACCACACCCACGACCCAGAGGCAUCAAGAUUCUUGGUUGCAGCAACUGUCUUGGUUGUUUCUCUCAUGACAGCUGCCUGUAAGGUGAUUCGUUCAACUGGAUUGGAUCGACUUCAACAUCUGGCUCCCACUGAAUUGUUCCGAGUCAAACAGUCAACCACUAAACUCACCACCAAGAGUUCGCAACCUCGCUUCCUCCUCCUUCGGACCCGGCCACCAUUCACUAAACCCAUACCACUGGUCAAGAACUGGGACGUCCCAACCAUAUGCUCCUUUUCAUCUUUGACUUCCAUUGUUCCAGCCGUCACAUUCACCCUCGUCCCAAUCUGUUUGCUACUUGCAUUUGAAAUCAGCCCUCGCCUACUCGGCACAACAUGGUACUAUACAGUACAUGAUUGCCAUGUACAUCGGUUAGGACACACACAGAAUAUUACUGGUAAGAAUGGGAAAUAAUGGAGGCAAGAAUUGCAGGAAACUGUCAUGGCUGCAAGCUUACGGAGGACCUCGGCACGAUCUACGCUUGAGUUGCCCAACUCAGCUCCUACAAUUGCCUAAGUAGGACAAGCUCGGCUCGGAUGACUUUGGUCUGAAAUUUUACAUUACUGCCAUUAUCGCCUUCGUCAAGUUGAGAGAUGCUCACAACGAUUGUGCUUUUAUGCUAUUGAGCAAGCGGAGUAGCCGGCAAUUUCUGACUUCACAUCGAUGGGUCUUUCAGGAUAAUAAUGGGUAGAAGUAAGCAAGUCGAACCGGGCGCAACGCUUAAUUAGGAAAAAGAAGGCUACCCCCAA